This is a messenger RNA of Dovyalis caffra, 267 nucleotides long. The record is from the annotation of a GenBank genome assembly. NCBI's taxonomy places the organism in Eukaryota, Viridiplantae, Streptophyta, Magnoliopsida, Malpighiales, Salicaceae.
AUGGAUGAACAACUUGCGCUGGGUUUACCAAGAAGUAAGAAGGUCCUCAAGGGCAGCCAGACAAAUAGCGCGCCCACCAUUCACAUUGUAAUGCAGAGGGUUAGGCUCAUUGCAUCUUGUCUUGGUCUUGGUGUCGGUCUCAGCCUUUUGUCAUAUCGUAAUCGUCCCAAUGCCAAUCCCACUCCAAAAAGCUUCCAAAGAUAUAUAGAACCUAGGAAGAUGUGUAAAGUGAAAAGAAGGAUUUCACCGUCUCCUCCUUCCGGGUAA